Messenger RNA from Salvelinus namaycush (lake trout), 3845 nucleotides. Its product is annotated as zinc finger protein 345-like. Gene Ontology annotation, molecular function: RNA polymerase II cis-regulatory region sequence-specific DNA binding; DNA-binding transcription activator activity, RNA polymerase II-specific. Bases 451 to 2301 code for a protein of 616 amino acids. Gene Ontology annotation, cellular component: nucleus. Gene Ontology annotation, biological process: regulation of transcription by RNA polymerase II. Lineage: Eukaryota; Metazoa; Chordata; Actinopteri; Salmoniformes; Salmonidae. The transcript has 2 exons. The record is from RefSeq and is a predicted model, not a curated record.
UGAAAAGUAUGCAAGCGUUUUAUGAUACUUCGAUGUGCAUGAGAUUUGCAUCCGGUCAUGUAAAAUUGUAAUUAUAGAGUGGCUAUGACUGCAGAAAAUAGUCAGCCAGAUUCGUUCUCAAUCAGUAGUUUAGCUAGCUAACCAGUUAAGCUUGUUUUAUAAACCUCAACACACUGCGUCUGGUUUCGAAUAGCGAUUCAUACAGUGUUAUAGAUGUGCAGUAGCAACAAGAUCGUGUGAGAUGGGCUUUAAAGAACAUUAUUUAACUUUGAAUCAAAUCUAAGUGAAAGACAAGCAGACAAAACGGAUGUGUAUACAAUAGCACAGCAGACUUCGUUGGUUUUCAGCUUUUGGUUUUACCCGCACCCCUUUCGUUUGGUAUACAAAACACAGAGAAAAUGGCGGAAUUUGAGGACGAAGCACUGCCCCAAACAAUGCAGGAGAACCGAGAUGAAGAGGAGCCCCAAGAUACCGAUGACUAAGCCAAUCAAGAUGCAAUACAACCCAAGUUUCGAGGAAAAGCACAUUGAAGAGGCAGAGGAGAUGGACACCUCAGAAGACCUGCAAGAUGACAACCUGAUCAAGCAGGAACACUUCCACAGUUCUAAUAAUGAACAACAAGAUGGACAUUUGGCAGUUAGGAGGAAUGUAAUAUUAGAACGAACAAAAUUCAACCAAAGACAACAAGAAGCAGGAGAGACAGCUGAUGAUUUUAUCACUGCACUUCAUUGUUUGUCAGAACAUUGUGGUUAUGGAGCUCUGCUCAGUGAGAUGAUUAGAAAUAGACUAGUCAUGGGCUUACGUGACAGAAGACUGUCCGAGCAAUUACAAAUGGACCCAGAAAUAACACUGGAUAAAGCUGUCACACGCAUUCGUCAAACUGAACUUGUGAAAAAGCUACAGGACCUGCCGGAGAAUAACUUCAAAGUUGCCAGCAGUACAGCAAAUGUAGACAUUGUGCUUUCACAUAGCAAACAGCAAUGCCCAGCCAAUACCCAGUGCCAAUCAGAGAAGAAGCAAAACUCAGAAAGACCACAACCUCAAACAACGCAGGAGAAUGGAGAGGAGCCCCUAGAUACUGAUGACUCUGAUGAGUGGACCGAGGGUUUCAGUCCUGGAGGAGAGAAGCCACACUACUGCUCCGACUGCAGUAAGAGCUUUAGAAAAGUGAGGGAUCUUAUAAGACACCAGAGAUCACAUACUGGAGAGAAGCCUCACCACUGCCCUGUUUGCGACAGAAGUUUUGCUCGAUUAGAUAAGCUUAAAUUACACAAAAAAAUGCAUAUGAAAGAGAAACAUGUCACACAGACAGAAGAAACUAAACUGAAGGUAGACCGUGUGCACACACAGCAAAGAACCGCCAGCAGAGGCAGGCAGAAGAGUAAAAGGCGUGCAGAAACGCCAGGAAAAAUAGGCCAAUCACAGCCAGGAAAAGAAUUGUCUUGCAAAAGUUUAACUAGAAAGAAUCAACACUCAGAAAAACUGCGACAACCCCAAACAAUGCAGGAGAAUGAAGAGGAUCCUGAAGAUACUUCUGAUGACUGGACCGAGAGUUUCAGUACUGUAGAGAAGCCAUACAUCUGCUCCGACUGUGGUAAGAGCUUCAAACAAGAGAAUCGUCUUAUAAGACAUCAACGAACACAUACAGGAGAGAAGCCUUACGACUGCCCUGACUGUGACAAAAGUUUUGCUCGAUUAGAUAAUCUUAAAUUACACCAAAAAACACAUAUGAAGGAGGAAUGUAAUUUCCACUGCUCUGACUGUGUGAAAAGCUUUGUCCGACUGAAGCAGCUUGAAAAACAUCAGCUAACACACAAGAAAAGUUUUGAAAGACACAGAAUACAUUUGAGCAAAAGAAAACAAUUUCUCUGCACAAUUUGCGGGAAGGAGUGUCGCAACAUGAAAAUACACAUGCGAAUACACACUGGAGAGACACCGUAUCACUGCACUGAGUGUGGGAAGAGUUUUCCAUAUACAAAAUCAUACCAAAGACACAUACUAACACAUACCUCUGGAGAAAGAGCAACCUAUCCUUGUUUGGAAUGUGGAAAGUGUUUUACUCGCAGAGAUGGCAUGUUGAGACACGUGAGGAGGAUUCAUACUGGAGAGAGAAAUCAUCAGUGCAGAGACUGUGGAAAGAGAUUCUUUCGAAAAGAGACACUGAAGAGACACAUGCUAGUUCACACUGGAGAGAAACCAUACCAAUGCUCUAUCUGUGGUCAACGCUUUUCCCAAGAUGGAGACAGAAAACGCCACGAGAAGAGGCACUACUCUGGUGUCUCAAAUUUCCUCGAUUUAUAAUGCAGAAGUGGUGGAGGUACAGUAGCCUAGCGGUUAAGAUCAUUGGGUCAGUAACCGAAAGGUUGCUGGUUCAAAUCCCCAAAUUUACUAGGUGAAGAAUCUGUCGGUGCCCUAGAGUUAUGCACUUAAUCCUAAUUGCUCCUGUAAAUCGCCUUGAAUAAGAGUGCUAAAUAAAUGUCAUGUAAAAUGUGUUUGGCAUUGCAGGAAGUGGGAACCUACCUAAUCACUGUGACUUGAUAAUCUAAUAAUCUGUUAACUACAAUGUUGGUGGCCUGGAAUUGUCACCACAGAUUGUUGAAGAGACUCACAAGACAGACUGUUGCUGAUAUAUUACUGUCUUCAUAGCAGUAUUUAUUGUUUUCAAAAGUUGGUUAUUUUAAAUCAAAGGUUGUAACCGGUUCAGGGAACCGGACUUAAAAUAUGGAAAAUAACUACAUUAUUUGAGUAACACUAACCGAAAUCUAAAGUGAUCUAUACUGUUCCGGAACAGAACCAUUAUUUUAAAAGCAUGGGAACCGGUUAAUAACAUUAUUUAAAGUUUUCCAGUCCCACAUAAAUCGUAAACCAAGCGCAUAUGCAAAGCCCUUACUCUGUCACUCAGAAACGUAUUCCAGCAUCUGCCUGCCAGUUGGAAGUCUUUGCCAGUAAGUGUGCGUGUGUUUUGGAUACCUGCCCCUCCCCUCUGAAGCACAGGUUACUGUAGCCUACUGAUGACAAAACAAGUGUAAUUCAGAAAAUAGGCAGAGCUGUUUAAUAAAAAUUAUGGAUUGACUUAUUCAAUUGGUCGGAACAGUGGAGAAAGAAAAAGUCAUGUUCAGAACGAAAUGAUUGGAAAAUAAUUUCAGUUCCGACCCUUGUUUUUAAAAAUAUAUAUAUAUAUUUUUUUUAAAGGUAUUUGAAUAUUUUGUUUCAACAAAAGCAUAUUACAGUAUACUACCAAUAGCAGUCAUUGUUGAACGUUGGUAAUUCCCCAUUGGUGGUUCAGUUAGUUCAUAUUGUAUUAAUGUUUAUAUUGUUUUGAUUGUCAAGUGGGCCAUAAGCUAGUUUAAAAACAUGUCAAUGAAAGGUUCACAGCUACAACCUUCAGUGAGUUUAUACAUUUGUCUGAAAUUUGCUGAAUUCAGGGUGUCGUCAGGCAGGCAACCCAAUACCAUCGUUAGACUUUUAAACGGACACUAGAUGGGGUAGAUGUUGUGGUGGAAUUAUUGUAAUCAAAAGGAGGGACUUUUAGAUUUCUUCAAAACAAUCAAACUUUAUUAUUUAAUUAGUGCAGUAAUGGAGCUGGUCGGUAAUUACCCCUGGAGGUUAUCACUGAGAACUCAACGAGUUGGUUCGAGCCACAGCAUUUUAUAGCAAAGUCCAUCCUCCUUCAGUUUACAUGACACAACAGAUGUAUGGAAUGGGUCACAAGGUUAAGAUUUGUAUGAAAAAUACUUCGAGUUUUCAACAGUAUCUGCUGUAACAGCAUUGUGUAGAGACCAGUGUCUGGCCCCACAACUCCAUACUGGAGCCAUGUCUCCCUGGUACCGUAUAGAACAGAAACA